Molecule: messenger RNA, 1203 nt
Organism: Funneliformis mosseae
Lineage: Eukaryota; Fungi; Glomeromycota; Glomeromycetes; Glomerales; Glomeraceae
Source: the annotation of a GenBank genome assembly
AUGCUACAUGAAAAUAAAUCUCGCAUUGGCAGUAGCGUUAUUCAUAAUUAUACGUGGAUUAUUCGCGAAUUUACCAAGAUAAAGGCUCUUGCACCAAAACCACAAUGCUUUCAUAGUCCACAAUGGACAUGUAAAAUUUGUAUCUUUGACGAUAACGGUUGUUCAUAUACUCCUUUAAAUUGGAGAUUAAAAGUUCACCCCAACGGGAACAGUGAAAGUUCUCAUAAUAGCAUCAGUUGCUAUUUAGAAGCAAUAUUUCCUAGUGGCGCAGAUUCUUCUUCACGCGCUAAUGUAAAUUUUUAUAUUGGAUUUUAUAUUCCGGUACAGCAGGGUGAAAAGAAAGUAUUUAAACUUGUAAAACGUCGUAGCGAACGACAUGAUUUCUUAAAAGUGAAGCCUACUUGGGGUUGGCCAAACUUCUGCUCAAAAGCCGUGUUAAAUAAUGAAGCGGCAAAUAAUGUGAAUAAUUCAGAAGAGACAAAAAUGCUAUUGCCAUUAGAGCUUCAAAAGAGUGGAAAUUUAGUGGAGGAUGAUACGCUUGUUAUCCAUGUAGUAAUAAUUACAACGAAUCCCGUUGGUAUACUUGAUAGUUUGGAAGAUUCAUUUUCAAAGUUAUCGCUGAGUUCGCAACCUAAUAUGGUGACAUUCCCACAAACUUUGGACCAACCGGAUUUCAGUGAUAUCAAAUUCUUGAUUGAGGGAAAAAUCAUCAAUGCUCAUCAAGUUAUAUUGGCCGAAAGAUCUCAUUAUUUCAAAACUUUAAUUAAAAAUGACUGGAUGCUUGAGAUUAAAAAUUCGAUCCCUGUUAAAAUACAUGAUGUAGAUUACAACACUUUUUAUAAUAUUCUUCAUUAUUUGUAUACGGGUUCUUUAGCCGAAAUCGAAGGAUCAGAUUUUGUGAAAAUUUCCCAACUUCAAAAAAUUUUUAUCGAUGCAGAUAUGCGCAAAACAAUAGAGGUAGAUGCGUUAUAUGAUCUUGUUGACAUUUUAAUUUCUGAAUUAAUUUGUUUAAUAAACAUGAACACUUGGGAUCAUUUGCUUGCAUUUGGAUGGGAGCGAGAUAUUGUGAAGUUAAGAAAAGCGGUUUAUAGAUUCGCGAAAAAGAAUUGGGAUCAAAUUCGCGAAAGUGAACCUUUAAAAAAUAUUUUAAGGGAUGCAAAUGUUGAUGUUACGGAAGAAUUGUUUAUAUCUAUCAAUUCAUAA